GCGGGCAAACUUCCAUGUCAGCUACAGGCCGCCGUCGUCUCAAUAUCAUCUUGGAAUCUUUCGGAAUUUGCAUACAUAUCUACGAUUUUCUCCUUUCUCGAUUGAUCCUCUACAAGUCUCUAGUUAUUCUGAGAGCCUUAAAUACACAGAACUUGCACUCUCGAGCGUCAUGCAAGCGCCAUAGCAAAAACUGCCUGAAGGCAAUCUCUUCGAGCUUCGAGCCCCGAGCUUCAGGCUUCUCACAAAAUCCGAUCAAAGUUCCUGAUCCAGGAGCUGCGAAGAUAGAAAGCCACUUUUGAACUGUUGCAAAAGCCUAGAAUCCGUCAACAUGGCAGACCAAGACCGGAAAACUCAACCGCCUCUGGUCGAUAGUAUUUUGCAAUGUGGAAAGCAUGCCUUCGAUCCUGAGAUACCCAAAGAAUCAAGGCAGGAAAACAUCUCAAAAUUCAACUCCCUUUUGGGAAGCUCAGGUACACUGGCCCUGAUACCAGUUUUGAACCUCCUCAUUCAACCUGGCCGAGUACAGCCAUGGCUACGUACGCCUCUUAUCUCGGCUCUUGCACGGUUACCGUUGCGGCAUCGUGGAGUCCAACAUACUAUCGAGUUUGUGCUUUCAGUGCAUCCAAGUACUUCGAGCAGCACAGCACCUGCAAAUACAGGACGAGGAGCUGAUAUUUCUCAUGAAGCACUCAAUGCUAUAUCCCGACUGCUUUCAUCUCCCCCAGCUGGGAUGUCAGCCGAGGACUGGUUUGGAGGUAUUGCGCCACAGCUUUUAUCCCUCCUGGAUGGUGACGGGGAACCUGAGAUGGACAGAGCUGCUGCUUUUGUCAUCGGAUUUGGCAUUUUGGGUCGGAAGCAAUACGGAGCACCAGGAACUCCUGGAUGGAAUAGAUUUAUUGAGCCUAUGUUAUCGGCCCUUGAUCCUACUUUGGCUUCUCCCAAAGCUAGAAACAGUCCGGCAGAACUCAUCGAGACAGUUGGAGCCCGCAGAGUACUUGUCUCUGCUUUGGAGGUAUCCAAAGGACUACAGAGAUUAUCCACACUACUAACCUCACAUCCUCAUCCUGCUCUCUCAAAGCGCCUCUUGCGCCCUGUCCUUUUGCCUCUGUGGGCGCUCUCAUGUUGGCGCCAUGGGAAUGACCAAACACUUAAAAGAUACUGCGAAUCAGCAAGGAAGCUUCUAAAAGUAUUGAUACAAUUAUCUCCAGGCCAGACUGAUAUAUCAGAUCAGUCUGGACCGCCGUCUACAUUCAGUCUUUUAACAAAUAUCCUACAAAAUCUGACCUUCAAAGGCAGGGCAAGAGCAGGGCAGAAAGGCUGGGAGUAUAGCUCUGAUGACGUUGGUGGUAUAUUCAUCGUGGAGGUGAACCCAUCAGUCUCCCACGCAGCCCGAACUGCAUUCGAUGAUGUCUACAUCGGCCUUGCUAGCGAUGCUUUCAUAUCUUUACUCCAAGAUAUGCCUGAUGUGAAACCAGACAUAUCGAAGCUUUUCAUGAAUCUCUGCAAGAAGUGGCUUUCAAAUACGGCCAGAGCCAAUAAGCCACAUGUUAUCACCCAGGUCGGUCAGUUCAACAAAAGCAUUGACGAAGAUAUCGAGACAACCUUUAUUGAAGUCACGGUCAUGCGAAAAAUGAUGAAUACUUUUCCCGAGAACCUCGUGAAUGACUCGCACCAGGUACUUGAGCUUGUCAAUGGAGUUCUAUUAGAUUUCCUUACCCACAGUGACCUUGGUGAGGAUACGAUUGCUGUUGCUAUGAGUCUUCUCAAUACUGUCCUCACGUCUCCAAACUUUCUAGUCACGAACGAUCUUGGGCCCUGCCUGGCAUCUGUGGAAGCAUCGCUUGGCUCCAUAUGUCGCAAGAGACUGGAAGUCUCCUCGACUGCGCACAAUCUUCUGAUGCUACUGAGGUUUCGGAACAACGAGCCAGAAGGUAUCAACAUGAGCACGCCUACAGAUCGGCAAGUCGAGGACAAAAAGAGUUAUAGUCUUGCAAUGUCAUAUUUGACGGCGAUAGACUCUCCACCGCCAGUCCGGGUUCAAGGGCUGGAGCUGUUGUCGAGUUUGAUUCGGUCAAGCAGCCCAAUUUUGGAUAUACCAGCCCUUCUGGUUCUCUUCUCGUCUCUUCUCCAGGACAAUGAAGAGUACAUAUAUCUGCGGACAAUCAAGUCUUUUAUCCAGCUUUCUCAAAAGCAUCCAAAAUCUGUUAUGAAAGAUCUCACCGAUCGAUAUGUCGACUCACAAGAAGAGAGCGAACUCGAUCAGCGACUUCGACUUGGUGAGGCGCUUCUCCAAGUUAUCCAAAGCAACUACCUCGCAUUUGUAGGCGACACAUCGAAGUUCGUCUGUGAAGGUCUUAUCUUCCUUGCUGGACGUCGAGGUUAUAGGCCGAAGACCGAGCAACAGCAAAUCAAGAAAAACAAGCUUAAGCGGAAACAGAACAGUGACGCUGACGAGGCCUGGGGAGGGGAAGUUCCCCAACUUGACGAAGUCCUCGACACAGAGACUCAAAAAGAUAACGAGAUACUGGCGCAGAUCAUCGUCGGUUGGGAAAGCAAACGUGGACAGGAAGAUGUUCGGAUACGAGCAUCGGCACUCGCUAUUCUCGGCUCGGGCAUUGAAGCAAAUGUCGAAGGCAUCGGACCAAAUUUGAUAUCCACUGCAGUUGAUCUCAGCAUUCAUGUCCUUACUCUUGAGCCAGAGUCAGAGAAGGGUAUUCUACGUCGUGCAGCUAUCCUCCUCAUCAUGAAUUUUGUCAAGGCCCUAGAUUCCGCGAGGUCAGAAGGUAAGAAGUUGGGAUUUGGUUUUGUCGGUCAAAGUCUUGAUGACGUUCGCAGAGUGCUUGAGUACAUAGCAAGCACGGAUGACGAUGGCUUGGUUCGGGAGCACGCCAAGGAUGUGAUCGAGAGUCUUGAGGGAUGGCAAAUCAACGCUCUGAUUCGUCCACAGAACGAUCAGACCGACAUCAAAGAACUGGCAGGGCUGAGGAUCACACCUCGAGGGGUCGAAGAUACGAGUGGGCACGUGAGGCCAAGAAUCGAGGAGAUCGAUUGAAUGAGGAAUCUACCCCAGAUUAAUGAGGAAUGCGGCAACUUAUCCCUCCCUAUCCUUUAAGUCCAGAAGAAUGCAACAAUGGCCGUGAGAACUUCCAUUUUAGGUCACGCUCCCAACCACGUAUAAAGACAAAGGGGCAUAUUUGACUUGCUCUAAACUCUAUCCCAGGGAGCAGGCAUGCCUACAAAGGAGUUCGUCUCGACAUGGCCACGCAGGAUCGUGAGUGGAAAGUUUUGUCGUGGGAAUUUCAUCAUUGGUAGUACAGCAACAUUUCUGAGUUGCAGGGUAUAUAUGUCUAGGAACGGAUUGCGUUGGGCCCGUUUUGAAGAACCCUAUCGAUGUUAACUUCUACGUUUUUACUCCCCACAGAAUUACAAGCAUAACUAGCCGUCUUCAAUUCCUACCCCUCUCCCAUAUAUAUCAUCUACAUCCAGACCUGAAUCUCAUUAUGCACAAAUGCCUCUUUUCUACCCACAAGACACCAUGCCUCGACCUAGCAUACUCACCCGAUCCAGAACAGCACCUCAACUCUCGCCUAUUUCAGAUAUAUCACCUUCCAAACUUCCGUUCAUGGAUCCUUUCUCUCCAAAAUCAUCCCGUCACCACCACCAUCAUCAACAUCAAGAUCAGAGCGAUUACAUUGAAACUCAAAAUCUCACUGAGCACUUCACGCAAUCCUCGAGCUGUCUAGCCACACCCCGUCCCCCUCCACAUACGCACUCCAGUAUACCAAUACAAAAGCACCUUACCUGGCCCUUACGCCGCACAUCUCUCGCAUCUCUCGCAACAAAAUCCCUUCCCCAUUUACCUCUCCGCCCGACACGUCUCUUCCACAGGCUGCGAAGUUCAUUCUCCAAUGUCCACGUGGUGAAACCAGGAGAGGGAGAGCAUCACCAGCAUCAUCAUCAAGAUCAUGAGCAACAACACCGAAAACGGCGAGAUCAGCAUGAGCGUCGAGAAAGCGGAAGUGAGGGAGAGGACGGCUGGAGAGGAGAAGGCGAUACAUCGUUUGGUGGGGAGUAUGAAUGGGAUGAUUACUGGGAGGAAGUGGAAGUGCAUAUGCCGGGCGUGUGUUUGCACUUACCGCCUGAGGUAUCGAGGGAUAGGAGUGAGAUUGAGUACUUGAGGCGGUUGGAGAGGGAAGCUAUGAGUGCAAGGAUGGUUGGGAUUGUGACUUAGUUCAUACUUGCCCACUUGGUGCCUUUCACCAAAUCGUACAGUUGGCCAACCGCCUUUCGACUUUGGGAUUAUCUGAUGGAUGGGCGCGGAGCGCUUGAGCGGGACCGAAUUGUGAAGGGAUUGGGAACCUGAGGUUGGUGUUGGUUCUGUGUAACACAAGACGGUUUGAUGGCAUUUGGUGCCGGAUGUCAGCUGAUUGGGCCGGAUACGAAGCCUGCUGCUCCCUUUGUAAUCUCUAAUACUUCAAAGACAUUUUAUCGUCCGACUUACUCUUUCAAAUAUAAUGAUUGGGCUCAUUACGAGGCUCUUUUACUCUCCCUCUGUUUACUUCAUGGCAUGAAUGCCUACUUUUCAAGUUCAUUAUGUUCAUAAUCUGGUUCCCUCAUAUGAGUGGGCAUCCUACGAUGCUGUGCUUCCGUUGUAUAUUUAUUUGAAGCAUUUUUAUUGUUCAAGUUUACACUCCCGAAUGUCAUUCAUGAAUCGUGAUGAAUGUUAAGGUUGUCUGGGAGAAGCCAGACCGCAUGCGAUGAUUGAUCAUUAUGGCAUCACCUGUGACCAUCUUGUGCCUAUCGACGACCCCAAUCCAGAACUCCUGCAGAUGACGAAGAUGAUAGAGGCAUGCAUGCGAACAAGUAUAUCGAACCGGCUGAUUAUAUUAGGACCCACAAGUAGACAUCGCUAAAGAGAAAUACCUGAAACUAACGAUACCUGAUUCGCCUUUUUCUGCACAUGCAUACAAUUAUAAACAAUUAAGUAAUUUAC
Messenger RNA from Cadophora gregata, 4993 nucleotides. RefSeq lists its product as uncharacterized. The record is from RefSeq and is a predicted model, not a curated record. The transcript has 4 exons. The coding region runs from base 329 to 3052 and encodes 907 amino acids. NCBI's taxonomy places the organism in Eukaryota, Fungi, Ascomycota, Leotiomycetes, Helotiales, Ploettnerulaceae. Gene Ontology annotation, biological process: protein secretion.